Messenger RNA from Chara braunii, 1442 nucleotides. NCBI's taxonomy places the organism in Eukaryota, Viridiplantae, Streptophyta, Charophyceae, Charales, Characeae. The record is from the annotation of a GenBank genome assembly.
CAGAUUGUGUGCAGUGUUGUAGCUUAUGAGCGACAUGGAGGACACUAGAGAGGACGACCGGAUCUUGCGAUCGGCUAGACGCCCGAUUGCCCAUUUGGCUUUAGGACCAAAGGGCGACAGAUACCUGUUCCGUCAGCGCAGGGAGAGGGUGCAGCAGCAGAGGAGAGCUAGAGCAGCAGAGGCUAGCAGGGCGUUCGUGAGCGAAGUCGCAACCUCGACAACCAUGGCCACUUCUGCGCAGCAGAGUUCCCAGACUAGCAGUUCAGGAGUUGUAGGGUCAACGGUCGCACAGACCCAGAGUCAGUCCACUGGCAUUAUGGCAAACCAGCCAUUAGUGAUGACUCCCGAGGAGGUCGCCAUACAGCGAGCUGCUGAUCGCGAGGCACAGCUACAACAGGCGUUGGGAGAGAUUAAGGCUGAGAAAGAGAGAAUGCUUAGGAGAAGAGCCAGGAUGCAGGGGAGGCAAGCGGACGUUAGUGAGUUAGAGAAGAUGGACCCAACAGAGAUGGAGGAUGAUGUGAGGACCAUACGAUACGGUCUGUACGAGUUUGUGGUGAUGCCUUUCGGCCUUCGCAAUGCUCCUGGCACCUUUCAGCACGCUAUGAAUUGGAUAUUUCAUGACUACUUGGAUAAGUUUGUCAUCGUGUACCUCGAUGACAUACUUAUUUUUAGUAAGACUGUCGAGGAGCACGUUGCGCACUUGGACAAAGUCCUAAGUCUUCUGCGACAACACAAGUUCAAGAUCAACGGUGAGAAGUGCGAGUUUGGCCGCACCCGUGUCUUGUACUUGGGUCAUGAGAUUUCUGCGGAGGGAUUAAGGCCCGAUGACGCGAAGGUGGCCAGCAUUCGUGACUGGCCGCGUCCUCAGUCUGUGACUGAGAUGAGGUCUUUCUUAGGGAUGACUGGCUACUAUCGCAAUUUCGUGAAGAACUAUAGCAUAGUUGCCGCCCCUUUGACUGACCUGACUCGCCUUGACACCCCAUGGGAGUGGACAGACAGAUACGAGGCUGCUUUCAGACAUCUGAAGCAUGCAUUGACGCAUCAUGAGGUCUUGAAACUUCCUAAUCCUAACAAGCCAUUUGUAGUAACUACGGAUGCUAACCAAUAUGGCAUAGGCACCGUACUUACGCAGCAGGAGGGGAAGAAGAUGAGGCCAGUAGACUACAUGUCCAAAACGAUGCCCUCUCAGAAGUUGGCUAAGUCCACCUAUGAGAAGGAACUCUAUGCGAUCUACAAGGCGCUCACCCAUUGGCGACACUAUCUCCUUGGGAGGUUCUUCUACGUCAGGACUGAUCACCAGACCCUGAAGUGGAUGAGAACCCAGCAUGUGCUCUCUGACACUUUGAAGCGUUGGAUUGAAGUCAUAUAGCAGUAUGACUUUGAGCCCCAGUACAUCAAGGGCGAGUACAACAAGGUUGCUGACGCGCUGUCGCAUAGACCAG